Messenger RNA from Aspergillus ibericus CBS 121593, 900 nucleotides. RefSeq lists its product as uncharacterized. Lineage: Eukaryota; Fungi; Ascomycota; Eurotiomycetes; Eurotiales; Aspergillaceae. Gene Ontology annotation, biological process: transmembrane transport. Bases 1 to 900 code for a protein of 299 amino acids. The transcript has 5 exons. Gene Ontology annotation, molecular function: transmembrane transporter activity. The record is from RefSeq and is a predicted model, not a curated record.
AUGGAGAAUCCCGACGGUACCAAAGAGGUGGAUGUGUCUGACGUUGAAGUGUCUAGUCCACCUCCCGUCGACAGCGCUGGACAAUAUAUCCAGGGAGCACGAUUGUAUACAAUCAUUAUCCUCCUCUGCCUUGCCCUCUUCUUGACCAACCUGGAAAUCCCGAUCGUUUCCACAGCUCUACUGGAUCUCGGUGGUCUACGCAUUCUCUUUGCUCCUGGGGCCGUUACUUGGAGGCGCUAUCACGGACUCGUCGACCUGGCGCUGGGUCUUUCUCCUCAAGUAAUGUCCCCCCGGCGGCCCUGGGUGGGGGGGGGGAUUCUCCUCGCCCUCGCCCUGCCCAACCGGUUUCCACAUCAUAACAAACAACGGCUUGAGGGAGAAACGGUCGGCCUGUGGGCAUCCCUGGCUCAGACCAUCCGCUGGGUUGAUAUCUUGGGCUCCAGUAUGCUGUUGGUGGCCACGAUUCUUCUCGUCGCCGCCCUGGAAGAAGCCAAUGAACAGUACGCCUGGCGGUCGGCUUUUACCAUUGUGCUUCUGACCAUCUCCGGGGUGGCAUGGAUCCUCUUUUUGUUGUGGGAAAGGUAUACGACGCUCAGUUCGAAGGCCAUUGAGCCCGUGUUCCCGUGGCGAUUUGUCUGUAACCGAGUCUGGCUGGGCAUGUUGCUAAACUCCAUCUGUCUGGGGGCUGUAUGGUUCGGCACCAUGUUCCAGUUGCCCCAGCGCUUUCAGACCGUCAAUCAGCUAUCCCCGCUCCAGGCCGCCAUCCACUUUAUUCCCUACACGGUUGCAGCGCCACUGGGAUCCGUCCUGGCGCCGACGGUGGGAUACAACUUGCAGCUGCAGAUCCUGGCGGGAUUUGCCUCGUUGCUUAUGUGGCAGAAGAAGCCAGUCGUUGUGUAG